AUGAUGAGUUAUGGAGUCCCAGAUUACUGCAAGUCUCCACUAAAUUUCCAGCAAGUCAAGUCAUGUCAUUACUUUGAUCAAACAGUGUGCUUCCGAGGCAACCUCAAGAUGAUUCUAUUGAAGAUUUGUACAUUUCUUGCACUGUUCCUGCCCCGAGGCACGUAUCAGUACUGCACAACAGGCACCCCCAAGGAGUGUCUUCAGGCAGAGAUGGCUCCAGGUACCAAUCUGGCCGGGGAAGGCUUCGAUAUCACAGAGAUGAAGCGCAAAAGAGCGUUUGUUCUCGACAUGAAUCGUUGGAAACGCAAAGACAAAACAUGUACCCUGUGCAGCAAUCUCUUCCUGGAGAACGUGAAGCAAAAGAUUCCCCUGUCCGUGUUGGACUGGAGGGCAGUGCAUUCUUGCAACUUCAAGGUGGCCAGCACCAUUCAUCGGUCAAGUGAGGCUUUGGUCGACUCCGUCUCCUCUACAGUGGAAAACGACUGGAAAUACGGUCUGGAAUUGGAUGUUAAGAAAUACGCGGCAAAAGUCAUGCUGGCUGGCACCAAAUCAAAAAUGGCCCAGUAUGCAAUGGAGAAAUCAAAGAGUGACAAGUACAACUUCGCCAGCCAAACAAUCUCCUGCGAGUACUACAGCUACCGAGUGUCCAACAAGGCUAAACUGCAGAGUGAAUUUCGAAAGGCAUUAGAGGAGCUCCCAAAGACCUACAGCCCUCAAUACAAGCAACGUUAUUACAGACUGAUCGGCGACUUUGGCACCCAUUACAUCAGAAAGGUGAAACUGGGAGGGUCUGUCCAGUCCGUGACCAGCAUCAAGCAGUGCCAGGCAAGCCUGCAGGGCCUCAACGCGGACGAGGUGAAUAUGUGCCUGGAGGCCGAGGCUUCCCUCACCAUCGGAGCGACUGUAGAAACUCAGUCCAAACACUGCAAGAGCGACAUCGACAAGACAGAGAGAAAGGCAGAGUUCUCCAGCCUCUUUAAUGACAGGCUGACAGAUGUAAAGGGAGGUCGCACAACAGAAAUGGACCUCCUGUUCUCUGCCAAAAAAGAUCCAUCCUCCUACAAGGAAUGGCUCAACACGUUGCCUCACUAUCCCGACAUUAUAUCGUAUUCCCUGGAGUCCCUGCAUGAGCUGGUGCCGACUAACAGUCCUGUUCGAAAGAACCUGCGCUUGGCCAUAAGCCACUACAUCUUGGAGCGCACUCUGAUGAGGAACUGCAGCGGGAGCUGUCGGGCCGGCAUCAACAGCGAUUCCCAGGACCCCUGCGUCUGCCAGUGCCACAACGAACAUGCCGUAAACACGGACUGCUGUCCAACCCGUAAGGGCAUGGCCCGCGUCAUCAUCACCAUCCAACGGGCCUCGCGUCUUUGGGGCGAUCAUGACACGGCCACUGAUGGCUACGUCAAGGUGAUUUUCAACAAACGAGAGCAGCGUUCGCCCGUCAUUUACAACAACAACAACCCCCGUUGGGGCACUGUCGUGGACCUGGGCACUCAGGACUUGUCAGUGGAACCGAAAGUCACAUUUGAGGUUUGGGAUCAGGACAAUAACUGGGAUGACGAUCUUCUGGGAAAAUGCGAGCAAGUAUUGACGGCAGGCGUGAAGACGGAUGUGUGCGCCAUGAAGCACGGAAGGUUUUUCUACAAGUGGGAUGUGAAAUGUGCACCCAGUCUGGGCGGCAGGUCGUGCACCACCUACGAGCCUUCACCUAUGAGUCAAAAUUUGAUGAGCUUGUACGUGUCCCGCCAUGCUCAUCCUGUUCCACAAGCUACCCUGCGGAAGAUGGGCGUUUUUGUGAACGGUUGGAGCACAAAGACAAACCGGAGUCUCAAUGAUGUGCUUUAAACAAGCAAAUUAGAAAAACCAACAAGAGUUUGACAGCAAUUAAAGCAGAUUUUUGCCAA
Hippocampus zosterae (dwarf seahorse) is the source of this 1904-nucleotide messenger RNA. RefSeq names its product perforin-1-like. The record is from RefSeq and is a predicted model, not a curated record. NCBI's taxonomy places the organism in Eukaryota, Metazoa, Chordata, Actinopteri, Syngnathiformes, Syngnathidae.